AUGGACAUUCUAACAUACCUUUAUGAUCUGGCCGAGCCAGUCCCAUCCACCUCCCGUCACCAUCAAUCCUUGAAGGAGCAGCACCAACUCUUCCAGUUAGCAGCCGGAUCCACAGAUUUGGGUGUCUACAUCGACAAACUUGUCGAACACCUUGUUGUCAAUUCUACCGUUCAGCAACAACAGAAGGUCGCUGCAGCUGCCGCCGCCGCCGCUCAGGCCGCCCAGGCCGCCGUAGUCGCAACGGCCCAGAUGAGAAAAGCUGCUAGUGUUCCAGCAACGACCUCACCGGACCCACCACUGAGCUACACUCAGAUCAACUGUCUGGAAAACGUGCACCGCCUUCUGAAGUCUCAAUCUCGACCGGAAAGCCCAGCCAAGCAGGACGAGCCGUUCGAUGAGAAGAAGUACCCACCACAAGCUCAAUUGACACGAGAAGCGUUGAGUCUUCACACGAAACGAUUCGAGGAUGAGUACAAGGACACGUGGUGCAGACGCCUGAAACGACUAGCCGAUGACGUGCCGAGCUCACCACCAGCCAAACAGCUCCGACCAUCCGGACCAACGCCGAUCCACUGGUCCGCCACGAACAACCAACAUCAAAACUAUAGAUCGAUGGCGCCGAAUCCACCACCACCACCAGGAAAGAAUUAUCAGAUCACCUACACACCACUCGACGAUCCAACGGACCAAAAAUCUACCAACACCAAGUCCGACGUAGAAAACAGCACAGUUUACCCGAUCUCCGGCUCGAAAUUCUCGACUCCGAUGAGGUUAUCGAUUGAUGGUGGUGCCUCAACGCCUCCUCCACUCGUUCAACGUCUUCUGAUGCCACGUGGUGCCACGUCGACAGGCGGAGCAUCCCCAACGUCGAGCACCAAUUCGCCGCCCACUUUCCCCAAAACCUCAUCCUCAUCGUCUCUCUUAAUGCUACGGGAUACUCAGAAUUGA
Molecule: messenger RNA, 948 nt
Organism: Caenorhabditis briggsae
Lineage: Eukaryota; Metazoa; Nematoda; Chromadorea; Rhabditida; Rhabditidae
Gene: Cbr-lin-42.2
Product: Protein CBR-LIN-42.2
Exons: 6
Coding region: 1-948 (315 amino acids)
Source: RefSeq, a predicted model, not a curated record